UUCUACAUUCCUUCUACGUAUACUGUACUGUACGUAUACGCGUAUAAUUCAUGGUGUACGUGCAGUUUAAGUUACUUUUAGCCUCAGAGCUCUUUCUUCUCCUAAAUUAACAAGAUUGAUUAUUUUCCAGUAUUAUUGAUUCCGAUGAGCUGCAACUUUUUCCCCUUUGCAAUUCAUCGGGAACGGCGUCGUUUGUCAAUCUAGGGUUCAGUGUGGAGCAAAUUCUAGAUAAAUAUUCAGUUGGCUGAUGAAUUCUCAGCUGAUGCCGAUGACAAGAAGAACCAAUACUAGCUGUGCUAUCUGCGACAGCUCCAAUCUUGCCUCAAUCUGCCCUGUCUGCGUAAAUUACAGAUUGAAUGAGUACAGUACUAAUUUAAAGUCUCUGAAGAGUAAGAAGGAUGCAUUAUAUUCAAAAUUAAGCGAAGCCCUUCUUGCAAAGGGAAAGACAGAUGAUCAGAAAAGUUGGUUGCUACUUCAAAAGGAGAAACUUAUAAAAAUGAAGGAGAAGCUCCAUCUUCGACAACAAGAAGUUUUGCAAGGAAAGUCAAUGAUCGAGGAGUUGUCUCAUGAUUUAGAUGCCAAGUAUAAAUUGCUUGAGUCAGCCAUGAGUGUGCUGCAAAAGAAUCAAGUGGAACAAUUGGAAAAGUUCUAUCCUAAUCUUAUUUGCACACAGAGUCUUGGACAUAUGGCAAUUACCUCUGAACUCCUAGACAACCAGUCUGUCAUUGUGAAACAGAUAUGCAAGUUAUUCCCAUUACGUCGGCUGAAUGUUGAUGGUGAUAGAAAAGAUGGUUUCACUGGUCAAUAUGACACCAUUUGUAAUGCACGCUUACCUAGAGGACUUGAUCCACAUUCUGUUCCACGUGAUGAGCUUGCCGCCUCUUUGGGAUACAUGGUGCAGCUUCUGAAUCUUGUCGUUCAUCAUGUCUGUGCCCCUGCACUUCAUAACUCAGGAUUUGCGGGUUCAUGCUCUAGGAUAUGGCAACGAGAUUCUUAUUGGGACGCUCGUCCAUCUUCAAGAAGCAGCGAAUAUCCUCUUUUCAUUCCUCGCCAAAAUUUUUGCUCCACUAGUGGGGAAACCUCAUGGUCUGAUAGAAGCUCAAGUAACUUUGGUGUUGCUUCGAUGGAAUCAGAUAGGAAACCUCAUUUGGAUUCUUCUCGUAGUAGCAGUUUCAACUACUCGUCUGCCUCCCCUCAUUCUAUUGAAACACACAAUGAUUUGCAGAAAGGAAUAUCCCUUCUCAAGAAAAGCGUGGCAUGUGUAACUGCAUACUGCUAUAAUUCAUUGUGUUUGGAAGUUCCUGCCGAGGCUUCUACAUUUGAAGCAUUUUCGAGGUUGUUGUCCAUCCUUUCUUCUUCCAAGCAAGUGCGGUCUUUUGUUUCCUCGAAAAUGGCUUCUUCAAGGUCAUCCAAGCAAGCCCAGCAGUUGAACAAGUCUGUAUGGAAGGUAGAUUCAGCUAGUUCAUCAAGCACUUUGGUGGAAAGUGCACAUGCCUUCCCUAUGAAGAGAAAUGUUUUUGACAGCCAUGUUCCGAGUUCUGCUUCCAGUUUCCUAUUCCCCACUGAAUUUUCUGAUAUUGGAAAGAAUGAAAACUUCAUUGAAGGGUGGGAUCUUGUUGAGCAUCCAACUUAUCCUCCUCCGCCUUCACAAACUGAAGAUGUAGAGCACUGGACACGAGCGAUGUUUAUUGAUGCCACAAAGAAAUGAUUAGUUGUUCAAGAGGAUAAUGGAAUACUACAAUUAUAAGCUUUCUCGCCCCUCAUAAGCUCUAAAGAAGGCAAGAAGAGGUCAAUUCUAGAUCAUCACAUUCUCUUCUAUAUUUAUGAACGACUUGGAACACUGCUGGUCAAUAUACUUGGUUCCUGGGAGUAAAUUUCAAACAGUACAAGAGAACUUAACAGUACUUUGCUUAUGCCAAGCAACCUGAAGUCUAAACUAGUGCAGAAAAUUGUUUGUCAGUGUUCAUCUUGAACUCAAUGCUAGCAAUGUUCUAACAUAAUCGAUAAUUUGGUUAUACUGAAAUUGCUGUCUUAAAUACCAAUAGACUGUCUUUGAUUAUUACUCCUCCAAUCCUUUAUACAAAUUAACCGCUGCAAGUUUUUCUUCUAGUGAAAUGGGCAGAUAGAACGUACUACUCGUUUCUGUAUUUGCCCCAAAUGCUGUUUCUCUUCUUGUUGGUUGGUCUUCUGGUGCUUUAUAUUGUCAUUAAAGGUUCAGCGUUGCAGGGCACUUGACGGCAAAACUAGAAUAACUCCUCAAGUUUCUGCCUGGCAAAUGUAAA
Molecule: messenger RNA, 2282 nt
Organism: Coffea eugenioides
Lineage: Eukaryota; Viridiplantae; Streptophyta; Magnoliopsida; Gentianales; Rubiaceae
Exons: 13
Coding region: 248-1708 (486 amino acids)
Biological process (GO): SNARE complex assembly
Cellular component (GO): lytic vacuole; endosome
Molecular function (GO): SNARE binding
Source: RefSeq, a predicted model, not a curated record